This is a messenger RNA of Cercocebus atys (sooty mangabey), 679 nucleotides long. RefSeq lists its product as uncharacterized. Lineage: Eukaryota; Metazoa; Chordata; Mammalia; Primates; Cercopithecidae. The transcript has a single exon. The record is from RefSeq and is a predicted model, not a curated record. Bases 33 to 509 code for a protein of 158 amino acids.
GUAAAGAUGCUGUUUCUCUUCACAUUUCUUAAAUGGACUGGGCUUCGAAAAUCACUUCUGUAACACCAGUCAGCAGCCUGUGGAGCUCUAGGAGGGUACCUGCUGGCUGCCCAGCCCCCAGCAUUGUUGCACAUGGCUUUGAAACGCACAGCACAGCUCGUGUGGCCCAGGGGCACCUGCUGCCACCCCGCCUGCCGGCUCUGCCCCAGAUGCUGGUCCUCGCUGGUCUCUGGGACCUCUCCCGGCGCGGCUCCACCUCCUCCCUGAGGUCACUGUCCAGGCCUGUUUCAACUAGCCCCUCCAAGCCCUCCUUACCUGCCUCCUGUUUGGGUGAAACUUUGAGCAUCUCUAUUAACUUAGUUGGUAGCUCCGGUCCCCUGCAGUCGCCGGGGGCCCAGAGGGACACACAGAGGGAGACCACCUGCCUGGGUCCCUCCUGGCCGCCUCGCCAUCAGAGGUGGGAUGGGGAGCUCAGCGUCAGCCACAGUGCGCAAGGUGAAGAGUUUUGAUCCCUCGCAGAUCCUCAAGCCAGGCAAGGCGCCCAGCUUCUAUCCCAGGUAGCAGUCUCCUAUCCCAGGUCUCCGACGGCAAUCGCAACCCUGUGCCCAUGGAGGGCUUCCCCUGUCUAAGAGCCACUGGGAGUGGGAUGGGCUAAUUUCUCAGGCCGCUUUCUAUUGGG